AUGAGUAAUCAACAGGCCACAGUAAAUGAACAACCUAGUAGCCAAAUCAAUCGUAGUAAGCAGGUGCCAUUUGGCUUAUUGCUCCCUAUCUUGAUUCCCCAACUUGCCAAAUAUAGAGCAAUGCAACUUACAACAUUAUUUAACAAAUUGAAGAAAGAUGAAAUACCCAAAGAUCAUUUUGUACGGCUUAUGAAAGGGAUUGUGGGGGAUCAGAUGCUUAGAAUAGCAUCGACGAAAGUGCAACAACAAACAAAAGCCAACAAAAGUUCUUCUGGACAGCAGCACCCUGUAAGGAUGCCAACGGUUACUUCCAGUGGAACAAAAUUUAAUGAUCCCCAUGCAUUAGCACAACUGCAUCAGAGAAGUAUGAAUCCUGCUGCAGACCAUUCUCAUAAUACUUCUUCAGCUAUCCAAGUGAAGAGUGAACCGACAUAUUCAACUGUGGACAUUGGUGCUAAAAAGUCUCUGGAACAUGAUGUUCGAGUUGUGCAACCAAAUAAAUUACCAUCAUCAGGUUCUAAUGCCGUCAGUCAAGAAACUGAAAGAUCCUCAGUUCACAUACAAGGCCUUAAUAAGCAGCAACAACAGCAUAUACAUUUCCCAUCGACAUAUGGAAGCAGUGGUGGUAACUAUAACCAUUUUUCCGGGACAACUACUGGUUCGUUAUCUCUCAGACCACAACCUCAUCCUCAUGAUUCACACAUAAGGCAAAUUCCUCAUCAGAAUAUUGGUUUAAAUCACUUGGGUGUAGAACGAAAAAGUUCUUUCACUGAUCCUAAGAGAAUGCCAGGUGGAUCUGUGUCGACUGGUGUAAACAAUACAGCACCACAACAAACUUCAACUUCUUGGCAACCUUCAGCAGAACAAAAUUCUGGCUUGUUUUCAUCUGUUUCAUAUGGUAGUGGUGUCAAUCAAGGCACUGUAAAGGAUGAGUUUUCAAGAGGUUCUUUAGCACUCACUAGCAUGCCACAUACAACAUCUGCUAGCUUGCCCACAUCAAGCUCUGCAUCUUAA
Messenger RNA from Vicia faba (fava bean), 1014 nucleotides. The record is from the annotation of a GenBank genome assembly. NCBI's taxonomy places the organism in Eukaryota, Viridiplantae, Streptophyta, Magnoliopsida, Fabales, Fabaceae.